CAGAAAUCGAGUUUUGAGGGUUGGGAUAAUCAAUACAGAGUUCACCAAAGCGCUACUUCCCCAGCUGAGAAGUGAAGCGGAUAUCUUUAGUUUGGAAAGAGAGGAGAGUGAGUGCCGAUCUGCCCGGACACGAUGGUUCCACUGUUGUAUUUAGGAGGUUUGGUGGUUUCGUUCCUGCUGUGGAUCAAAGUCAAAGGUCUAGAUUACGCGAUAGUUCACCAGAGGUGGAUAUUUGUGUGCUUGUUCCUGCUGCCGCUCUCCGUUAUAUUUGAUGCGUAUUACUAUGCGAGAGCGUGGCUCAUUUUCAAGAUGUGUUCCGCGCCCAAACUGCACGACCAGCGCGUGCGAGACAUCCAGAGACAGGUGCGCGACUGGAGAAAGGAGGGCACUAAGACCUACAUGUGUACAGGUCGCCCCGGCUGGCUCACCGUGUCUCUCAGAGUGGGCAAGUACAAGAAAACCCACAAGAACAUUAUGAUCAACAUGAUGGACAUUCUAGAGGUGGACACAAAGAGGCAGGUGGUUAGAGUUGAACCGCUGGCAAACAUGGGUCAAGUCACCGCUCUCCUCAAUUCCAUCGGCUGGACAUUGCCAGUGCUGCCAGAGCUGGAUGACCUCACUGUGGGUGGGCUAGUGAUGGGUACCGGCAUAGAGUCGUCAUCCCAUAUUUAUGGGCUGUUUCAGCACAUCUGUGUUGCCUAUGAACUGGUUCUAGCUGAUGGCAGUUUAGUACGCUGCACAGAGGAAGAGAACACGGAUCUAUUCCACGCCAUCCCGUGGUCCUGUGGCACUCUGGGCUUCUUGGUUGCCGCUGAGAUUAAAAUAGUCCCAGCUAAGCCUUGGGUGAAGCUGCACUAUGAGCCAGUCAGAGGGCUUGAGAACAUCUGUAAACGCUUCACCGAAGCUUCUGCGAACAAGCAGAACACAUUUGUUGAGGGACUCCAGUAUAGUCUGGAUAGUGCUGUUAUCAUGACAGGAACCAUGACUGACCACGCAGAGCCUGACAAGAUUAACAGAAUCGGCCUGCACUUUAAACCCUGGUUCUUUAAACACGUGGAGGGCUACCUGAAGAAAGACUGCGCUGGAGUUGAGUACAUCCCUCUGAGACACUACUAUCACAGACACACACGCAGUAUCUUCUGGGAGCUUCAGGAUAUUAUUCCGUUUGGCAACAACCCCGUGUUCCGCUGGCUUUUCGGCUGGAUGGUGCCUCCCAAGAUCUCGCUGCUGAAGCUCACCCAGGGAGAAACCAUCAGACGUCUCUAUGAGCAGCACCACGUGGUCCAGGACAUGCUGGUACCCAUGAAACAUCUGCAGGAUGCCAUCACACGCUUCCACAAGGACAUUGAAGUGUACCCACUGUGGCUGUGUCCAUUCCUGCUGCCACCAGGCAGAGGGAUGGUUCACCCUAAAGGUCAAGAGGAGGAGCUGUAUGUAGAUAUCGGGGCUUAUGGGGAACCUAAAGUCAAACAUUUUGAAGCUAAAUCGUCAACAAGCCAGCUGGAGAAGUUUGUCAGAGAUGUUCAUGGAUUCCAGAUGUUGUAUGCAGAUGUCUACAUGGAACGAGAGGAGUUCUGGGAGAUGUUUGAUGGACAGUUGUACCACAAAUUGAGAGAUGAAUUAGGUUGUAAAGAAGCCUUUCCAGAAGUCUAUGACAAAAUCUGUAAAUCUGCCCGACAUUGACCCCUAUCUCCCAUCACCUGGUGCCUGAAUUCAGCCCCGUGUCGCAGAUACACGAAGCUUCUGUCGGCAGCUCACGCUUUCGUGAAAGCUGCUACAUUUUGAAUGUUUCUAGGAAAAAAAAGAGAGCUCAAAAUUUUCUAAAGUGGGACUAAUCACACUGAAAUACUUAUUUUGGAAACCAGCCUGUGGGGACAUUUUUAUCAGUGUGACAAAGAAGCAGAAGCAUUUUAUUAUGAAGGGUUUUUUGUGACUUUUUUGCCUUCAUAUGAAAAUGCAAUGCUUAGUUCAUCUUCAAACUGUUUAAUACUGCACAUAUUAUGCAACUUCUCCCUGUUUGGCAAUUUUGUCUUAUUGUUCCCCUAAGUGCCAUACACUUUGAAGACAUGUAUAAUACAUGGUUCCUGUUUUUCAGUUUUAAAAAGUAUAUAUUGUAACUUAUUUUGAUAUCAGUGUAUGGUUCUACUAUAUUUCCAGGUGUGUAUAACAUGUAAUUAUAACUUUUCCUACAAUAAAGCUCAUUGCCAUGC
Molecule: messenger RNA, 2210 nt
Organism: Haplochromis burtoni (Burton's mouthbrooder)
Lineage: Eukaryota; Metazoa; Chordata; Actinopteri; Cichliformes; Cichlidae
Gene: dhcr24
Product: 24-dehydrocholesterol reductase
Exons: 9
Coding region: 133-1683 (516 amino acids)
Biological process (GO): steroid metabolic process
Cellular component (GO): cytoplasm; membrane
Molecular function (GO): Delta24(24-1) sterol reductase activity; FAD binding
Source: RefSeq, a predicted model, not a curated record